This is a messenger RNA of Humulus lupulus (European hop), 1050 nucleotides long. RefSeq lists its product as uncharacterized. Gene Ontology annotation, molecular function: protein dimerization activity. The transcript is spliced from 4 exons. Lineage: Eukaryota; Viridiplantae; Streptophyta; Magnoliopsida; Rosales; Cannabaceae. The record is from RefSeq and is a predicted model, not a curated record. Bases 1 to 1050 code for a protein of 349 amino acids.
AUGGAUAUCUCAACUAAUCCAAUAAGAGUGGAAGAAUAUUUUUUGGGAUUUUUAAAUGAUACUUUUGGAAAAUGUCUUUUUAGUGAACUCACAAAAGAAAUUGAAAAUUUGAAACUUGACAUCAAUGACAUAAGAGGACAAGGAUAUGAUAAUGGAUCUAACAUGAAAGGAAAGCACCAAGGUGUACAAAAAAGAUUAUUAGAGUUAAAUCCUAGAGCAUUAUAUACACCUUGUGGUUUUCAUAAUCUUAAUUUAGUACUUUGUGAUGUUGCUAAUUCUUGUGUUAAAGUUACUCAUUGGGAAAGUCGUAUUGAAAGUGUUAAGGCAAUUAGAUUUCAAACUCCAAAAAUAAGAGAUGCUUUGCUUGAACUAGCAGAAACAAGUGAUGAUCCUAAAAUAAAGAGUGAAGCUAAAUGUCUAGCAACCUAUGAAUUAGAGAAUUUUGAAUUUUUGUUAGGCAUGACUAUUUGGUUUGAUAUUUUGUUUGUUGUCAAUUCAAUUAGUAAAAAUUUACAAUGUAAAAAUAUGGAUAUUGACAAUGCUAUAAAUCAGUUAGAUGACCUUCUUUCUUAUUUUGAAAAUUAUAGGAAAGAUGAAUUUGUUUAUGCUAAAGAAAUUGCAAAUGAGAUGGAAAUUGAGCCUAAAUUUUGUGAAAAACGUAAACUAAAAGCAUUGAAUGAAUAUGCUUUAAAAUAUAAUGGAUUUUUUGAUAUUGAUGGUUUAGAUUUGUUUUCGGAAUUAAAAGUGUUAAGAGAAAUUUUUCCAAAUGAAAAUAGUAGUUCAAUUGAAAUACUUGAUUACAUAAAAAAGAUUGAUUCAUUUCCAAAUACAUACAUUGCUUAUAGAAUAUUGCUAACUAUUUAUGUAACAGUUGCUUUAGCAGAGAAAAGUUUUUCAAAAUUGAAAUUGAUAAAAUCUUAUUUAAGAUCAACUAUGUUACAAGAACGAUUGAUUGGAUUGGCAAUGUUGUCUAUUGAGCAUAAUUUACUAGAUAAACUUGAAUACAAUGAUUUGAUUAACAAAUUUGCAUCCAAAAAACAAGAAAGAUAA